AUGGCUUCAUCAGACUUCUCAUCAGCUGCACCAUCAAUUUUCAAUGGAGAGGGCUAUCACAUAUGGGUGGUCAAAAUAAAGACCUAUCUGCAGGCAUUCGACCUAUGGGAGGCCUGGGGCAGAUUGAAAGAGGAGUUUCAAGGGACAGAGAGGACAAGGCAGCAACAACUACUGAAUUUGAGAAGAGAUUUUGAGAACUUGAAGAUGAAAGAGGAAGAAACUGUUAAGCAGUAUUCAGAUAGGAUUAUGGCUGUGGUAAACAGCAUAAGACUCCUUGGAGAGCAGUUUAGUGAAGCAAGAAUAGUGGAGAAGCAAAGAAGAGCUAGCAGACUCGAGGAGUACCAAGAAGGUGACUUUCAAGCCAAAACCAAACCUGCUUCGAGCAUCUCUGCCUAUAAAGGCAAAAGGACUUGGAGAGGCAAGCCUAAGUUAGAUGCUGCAAGAAGAAGGGAUCAACCCUGCAGGCAUUGCAAAAGGCCUGGUCAUCCAGAAGCCAAUUGCUGGUUUAGACCAAAUGUGCAGUGCCAAUACUGCAAAAAGAUGGGCCAUGUUGAAAAGCCAAAGGCUGGAGCUCGAGUAGCAAAAGAAGGCGGUGACCAUGAGGAGCACGUGUUUGCAGUUUCAUGCCCAGCUACUAAAGAAAAGGCCACAAAGGGAUGGCUCAUAGACAGUGGUUGCACGAACCAUAUGACACCUGAUGUUGGCAUCUUCAAGUCAAAAGACAGAAGCUUUAAAACUAAAUUGAAGGUAGGAAAUGGCUACUUCAUCAAGGUAGAAGGAAAGGGAGAUGUGCUAAUAAGCAUUCCCACAGGUAACAAGCUAGUUUCAAAUGUAUUAUUGGUGCCUGAGAUUGAUAGAAACUUGCUCAGCAUAGCUCAGUUGCUCAACAAUAUAAAGCGAGUGGUGCUUUUAGGCAAUUGA
This is a messenger RNA of Gossypium arboreum, 921 nucleotides long. RefSeq lists its product as uncharacterized. The transcript is spliced from 4 exons. Gene Ontology annotation, molecular function: zinc ion binding; nucleic acid binding. The record is from RefSeq and is a predicted model, not a curated record. Bases 1 to 921 code for a protein of 306 amino acids. Lineage: Eukaryota; Viridiplantae; Streptophyta; Magnoliopsida; Malvales; Malvaceae.